Molecule: messenger RNA, 2208 nt
Organism: Geodia barretti
Lineage: Eukaryota; Metazoa; Porifera; Demospongiae; Tetractinellida; Geodiidae
Source: the annotation of a GenBank genome assembly
CUGAACCGGCCUUUCAGAGGCUUUUGUAGUUGUGCGCGUGCGCAGAGUCAAAGUGCUCACACGAGAGGCGUGGUUUGCAUGAUGGCGGCGGACGGAGACGUCAAAGGCAGCGAAGGCAACCCGUUUUCGUUCAAGACCUUUGUAAAGCGGACUGGUGUCGAUGGAGGAGCGAAAGGAGGGGUAAAGAAGGAAGGUGGUAGAAAGAGUAAACGCCCUAGUGCUGCCACUCAGGACGCUGGAAGUGUCCCUUUUCCCAGAGAAGGUAGAGAAAACCCCUUCUCCUUCAAGAAGUUUGUGAAAAAACAGACUGGGGCCAGUAGUAGUGAGGGGUCCUCCAGUAGCAGCGACGGGGAACACAGUCUCUCCAACAGCCUGGAGCCUCAUCCUCUCCCCCUCGCCACGUCAGACCACCCUCUCUCCCUCCCCUCCCCCUCCCCUGCACCCUCCACUACCAGCAAGAAAGACAGAGCUUCUAAACCACCGCUAAAAACUGCGUCCUCAUCUCGCCCACCUUCCCAGCCAUUCCCGACCAAAACCUCACUGAAGGAGGGUCACAAAUAUUUGAGGAAACAGAAAAAGAAGGAGAAAGACAGUCUGUUUGACGAUUCAGACUCUGGGUCUGACAGUUUCACCAGUACAAGUCUCGACAGCAGUCUCCCUCUACCAGCCAGCAGGGGUAUUGGCCCAGACCCUCUGCUAUCUCCUACCAGUGAUGACCCUCUGGCCCUCCCCACUGUGGAUGGUGGAGGAGGGAAGGCAGAGGGAGAGGGUGUGGGGAUACUGAGACUGUCUGACAGUAGCGAGGAUGAGAGUGGUGGCCUGGUGACUCCCGGUCUCCCCCAGGGCAGUUCUCUGCUGGCUACAGUAGACCCUGCUCAGACUGACACACUCAGACAACAGUGCUCACAGCUGAGUGCAGAGAACAAGCAGUUGAAGGAGGAACUGGACAAGGUCAAAGAAAAUUUCCACAAAGAGAAACACAACAACAGCAAGUUGAAGGAGCAGUUGCAGGCUCUAAAGAAGAAGGAGGCAGAGGAGACUAAAGCUCUGGAGGACAUUGUUGCCAAAGUCGAGGAAAACCUCGUCACUUCCACCAAAAGGGCAGUGAAUGCCGAGGCAAUGGUUUCCCAACUAAAGCAAGAGUUACAGAGUCUUCAGGUCAUGUUGUCACAGGCUGAUGCCCAGAGUGUCCACAGACACUAUGAGGAGACCCUGUCGGGAGUGAGGGACAAGGCCACAUAUGCCUCCAGACAGCUCUCCAUGGCUGCCAUGGCUGCCGACCAAUCCAUCAGGGAGUUGCUGUCAGGAGUGGACACCCUCAAGAACGUGGCCGAGAUUCUUCAGUUCAUUGACAGAAUUUCAGAAAUCAAGCAACACUAGUCACUUUAUUGUGUGUAUAUAUACACUCCUCCACCUCCUGUUUGUGUGUUUAUCGACUUGCAAUGUUGUCUUUAGCGGUGUAUCAUCAGUGCGUGUGUCGUGCGCAUGCGUAUGUACGUACCCUGUCGCGCAGUUUUGCACCGAAAUGGCGACAGUGUUUUAUCGCGAGCGUCCGUCCUCGGUGAAGCUGGCAAGCGUCAAGCACGGGCUCUACCAUCCCCUCUUGCCCACUCUGCGCAGGAUGGACAUGGACGACGUGGCAAAGAGACUUCCCCAAGAGCACUCGCGAACUUCUACUCCUUGUACCCGAGAAAUGUUCGUCACUGCAAGAAGUACGCUACACACUCCCAGAGUGAAACUGCAUUGUAAGGAGCUGCUGAGCAGGCAGACUGAUGCUGCAGUGAAAACAUACACACCUCUCAACGUACCCAGUUACACAGAGAGUUGGAACGCCACUUUGGAUCUUAUCAACUGUUCUUCUCAGCUCUCUGCAACACACAGCCAUAACAGGAUUGGCAGUGAGAUUCAGACAACCAGCCAUCACUAGUGGCCUGGAAGGUAGGACACUAUUCAUGGAGCAUGGCUAUAAUUAUACAUACACUCCAUCUAUCCUCAGUACUCGGUAGCUGCUGGAUCCAGGCUCUCCACAGCAAGACCUCUGCCAGCUAACAUGUACAGUCGACAUCGCAUAAUGAGAAGGACAGUGUCUGCUGUCCCAUGGAAAUAAUUUCCUCUAACAAUUCAUUGUACAAAGUGACAAGAGCUACAGUGUAGUUACAUAAUAUGAAAUUACAUAGCUAAUGCUAUAAUAUUACUCUAGAUGCCUAC